Cyanidioschyzon merolae strain 10D is the source of this 1998-nucleotide messenger RNA. Its product is annotated as citrate synthase. Gene Ontology annotation, cellular component: mitochondrial matrix. Gene Ontology annotation, biological process: carbohydrate metabolic process; tricarboxylic acid cycle. Bases 1 to 1998 code for a protein of 665 amino acids. The transcript has a single exon. The record is from RefSeq and is a predicted model, not a curated record. NCBI's taxonomy places the organism in Eukaryota, Rhodophyta, Bangiophyceae, Cyanidiales, Cyanidiaceae.
AUGCCGCUCACGAAACGCUCUGCCAGGAAGUGGAAUUACGGGCACGUAUCUGUAGCGAAAGAGCAGUCUCUGACAUUAAACAAGCCAGGUUCUAUUCGACAUCGUACGUUUGAUAAGCUAAGCGAGUUUCAUCUGGGAUGGUUAUCGAGGAGCUCACGGCAAACAAAGCAGAAUGCCGCCCGACACCAGCCCGACGCCGCUGCGAAGCGAGAUCGCGCCUGCGCAGCGGCGGACGUGGUCGCGUCGCCAAAACACAUUGCGCGCCUCUGGCUGGUGGCUUGCAGAGCGCUCGUACCAGGGGAGGCGGGCAGUCACCCAAUGGAGGAGUAUCGGUUGCCAGACGUCAGUUUAGUUGUAGAGAGCAUUCAUUCUAAUGAGAAAAAAACGCACGAAGUGGAACUCUAUGCAAACUGGAAAGCUAGCACGGAGCCACCGAACGUGGGGCGCGUGCUGGUCGUGCCGUCAGCACGCUGCCCGUACCGCCUCUUCGAUCCGAACAUGUACCACACGGCGGUUUGUGCUACUCGUAUCACGUUCGCCGACGGGGUCAACGGAAAACUGUACUAUCGUGGCUACGAUGUCGAAGAUCUGGUACGCCGAACAGCUGAUCCACGCAAGCCUACCGCCACGUUCGAAGAAGUGGCUUUCCUGCUUAUCAACGGCGAACUUCCGGACAGAGACGCGCUCUCGACAUGGAAAGAGCUGCUUCUGUCUCACACGUUCCUUCACGAGGAUAUCCUAGCACAGCUUCGAACGUUACGACACGAUGCACCGCCCAUGGGAUGCCUCAUCGCAGCGGUGAGCGCCCUGAGCACCUUCCACCCGGAAGCGAAUCCCGCCCUCCGUGGUAGCCAGCUCUAUCGCAACGAUGAGAAAGCACGGAACAAACAAGUCUACCGCCUUCUGGGGAAAGUAGCAACGAUCGCUGCGUGCGUCUGGCGUGUGCGAAUCGGGCGCCAAUUCAUCCCGCCGCUUUCUGGCGAGCAGGUACGCCCCCGGGAGCGCACGGCCGCUCGAGCUCCAACGGAUCGGCAACAAGAGCAGGAGCCCGGCGAUGCCCCCAUUGGCUACGUCUCUAACUUUUUAACCAUGCUCGACGGAUGCCAGCCGAAUCCGGUCCUCGUAAAUAUCGUCGAACGAGCCUGGAUCGUGCUCGCCGACGACGGCCUGAACUGUGCCGCUGGGGUGCUUCGCCACGUGGCGAGCUCUGGCGCGGAUCCAUACGUAUGUGUAGCAACUGCCAUGGCAGCGAUCUACGGACAGCGCAUCAGCGGUGUCGGAAUGGCGGUGAUGCGGAUGCUUACGGACAUGCACGCGUACCUCAGGAGCACGGGUAUGUUGGAUGAGACCCACGAGAAGCAGCUGUCCUGUCUGAAUUCGUAUUUGCAGGAGCGUUACAUUCUCACAAAGCGACGGCUUCAGGGAUUUGGGCACGUGAAUUAUAAGAAAUACGAUCCUCGAGCGCGGGUAUUACGCGAGCUGUGUCUCGAGGCAGAGGCUGCUGUCCAGGAGCCGGAGCCUUUGCUGCAAACAGCGCUUCUUCUAGAAGAGGUGGUCACGAAUAACAUCUGGUUCACUUCGCGAGGCGUUUGGCCGAACGUCGAUCUAUAUUUGCCAUUGCUUCUUCGUAUUCUUGGUCUCCCGCUUGAAUUCUACGCGGUUUUCGUAGCAGUACCACGGACGGCUGGCUGGAUCGCUCACUGGCUUGAGCAACUUGACGAUGCCGACGUACGCAUCUAUCGACCGCGGCAGCUUUACUCGGGCCCGCCGCUGCGCCCCUACGUACCGAUGGAGGAUCGAGUCGAGGAUGUGCUUUCGUCUUUCGCAGAGGACGGGCAGGAUGCAGGCUCCGACCAAGAUGAUACCGCGCAUGUGCUCCGGGAUGGAAACGCACGACGGUAUGGAGCAAACCGUCAAUGCAUGCUCAGAGGCCAGAAUGUGCUCAAUCGUAUGGUUCGUUCUGUUUCCAUCUACCGCAGAAGAAGCUAUAUUGAAUGA